This is a messenger RNA of Dicrocoelium dendriticum, 1051 nucleotides long. NCBI's taxonomy places the organism in Eukaryota, Metazoa, Platyhelminthes, Trematoda, Plagiorchiida, Dicrocoeliidae. The record is from the annotation of a GenBank genome assembly.
UCUGUUCCUGUUCUUAUGACCAGUGGGGUUCCACAAGGCUCCGUACUUGGUCCCGAACUAUUCAAAAUCUUCAUCAACGAUCUCCCGGAGGUGCUCCAAAUAGACUGCUUGAUCUAUGCUGAUGAUCUUAAACUUUGGUCGGAAGUAUCCAGGCUUGAAGAUGCUGACAGGUUGCAGCUGACGCUCGAUCUGCUGCACGAUUGGUCGGUCAAGUGGCAAAUGCCUAUCAAUCGUGAUAAGUGCUGUGUUCUCCCGAUCGGUGAUCAGGAACCUUUCGGUGCUUACCACAUCGGUGGUUUUCUGUUGAAGAAUGUGGUUGGUGAGAAGGACUUGGGUGUACUUAUUUCUCCAGACCUAAGAACAACCCAGGACACGUUGCGGAAGGUAGCAUCUGCCACCAGGAUGCUCUGUGCCAUACGAAGGUCGUUUUACAAAUUGACUCCGCAGAACUUCAGGCUCCUGUUUUCCUCCCACGUUCGUCCAAUACUGGAAUACGGCCUACCUGCCAUACACCCACUCACGAAAUUUGAAUGUGAGUUGAUUGAGAAGGUCCAGAGGCGCGGAUCCAAGUCUGUGUCUAUGCUACGUGUUUUACCUUAUCCCCUUCGUCUCCAAUGCAUGAACUUAUUUACUCUGGACUACCGCCGUCGCCGUGGUGAUUUGAUUUAUACUAGACGCAUUUUAAGGGGCGAUUUGGGGAAGGAGUUGCUGCAGUUUUUCCAGCUCAACACAGAUUGUUCAACACGGGGCCACAGCUUGAAACUUUUCAAACCUCGGCGGAACCAUAUCCGGUCCGAUAUCGCGUUAUCCACACGGGUUGUGAAUGAGUGGAACAAUCUUCCUGAAUGUGUGGUAAGUGCCCAGACAGAGGAAUGUUUUAAAGAACGAUUGGACAAGUACAUGCUGAGCAUGCCUGGAUUCCGCUGUUUUUGCUGCAGCUGCAACAAUCCCUCGGGGAACACAGUUUAGCAUCGACAGGUCAUCCAGCCAAUGAACGGGAGGUGAUGGAGCUGACACGGGUCUUCCCUUCUGCUCUCUACAACUCUAUGAA